AUGGCGCGCUGGGCUUUGGUGCUGGCGCUGGUUGGGGCGUGGUGGGCGCCCGCGCAGCUCAUGGAGCCGCCGCACUGCGCCGCCGCGGUGCGCUGCGCGGCCGCGGGCUCCAGCCAGAGCGAAUACAUUUACAUCGUUGAUGGUUUCACAGUCUAUCUUGAAUAUACAGACAGUGGCUACUUUAAAUUAAAAUGCACGGCAGGUUUGAGACUCGACAAUUCAGCAUUACCUACUUUUGAAUCGCAACUACGCGUAAAUAAGGUAUACUUUGAAGAUUGUCCGUCGCCACAAAGUUCGUACGCCGACGUGCUCGAGAGAUUCAACGUGGUUGUGCUCGAAAAGAUGACGCUGACCAAAAUUGGCAAUCUCACGGCCACACACUUCGCACAGCUCCAGCAUCUGCACAAACUGGAGCUGCUGACGGCGGCCCUGGCGCCCGGGGCGCUGUCCGCGCUGUCCCAGCUCCAGUACUUGCUACUGGACAGCGUGCGCACGGCACCCGGCGAGCUGCGCCGCCUGCCAGCCUCGCUGGAGACGCUCAGCCUCAUGCGCAUGGGCAUGGACGUGACGGCCGCGGACCUGGCCGCGCUGCCGCGCUUGGACUACCUGGUCGUACGUGACCCUGCGAACGUGCGCGUGGAUGCUAGCGCCGCGCCGCGGAUGCUGUCCCUGGAUCUGCCAGCAGCGGUGCUGGCGCGUGAGCUGUCGCCGUCGUUGCGCAAGUUGACGGUGUUCGGCUGGGGCGAGGCGCACCCGGCACCGUGGCUGCAGUGCGCGCUGGAGUCGCUGGACGUGCGCGAUGCCCUGGCCGAGGAGCUGCCGCCGGGCUGGCUGGCGCGCUGCUCGGCGCUGCGGUCGCUGCGCGUGGACUCGGCGGCGCGACUGGUGCGGCUGGAGCCGGGCGCGCUGCGCGGCGCGGUGGAGCUGCAGGAGCUGCGCGUGGUGAGCACGGCGCUGCAGUACCUGCCGCCGGGGUUGCUGGACGACCUGCCGCAGCUAAAGCUGCUGGACUUAUCCUCGAAUCGACUGCUGGAGUUACCGGGCGGCUUAUUUGCGAGGACAAAUUCGCUGGAGUCGCUGAAUCUGUCCAGUAACCAGUUAACACAGGGCGUGUUGUCGUCACUGUCGGCCGUCACGUCGCUCGUUAGCUUGGACCUCAGCAACAACAACCUCAAAGACUCAUGCGGCAGUAAAUCUGACGCAGUGCGAGGUAACAUACGUGACAAAUUUGAGGUUUGUUGGAGACUCAGAGAUUAG
This is a messenger RNA of Spodoptera litura, 1257 nucleotides long. RefSeq lists its product as uncharacterized. Gene Ontology annotation, molecular function: protein binding. The record is from RefSeq and is a predicted model, not a curated record. NCBI's taxonomy places the organism in Eukaryota, Metazoa, Arthropoda, Insecta, Lepidoptera, Noctuidae. Gene Ontology annotation, cellular component: plasma membrane.